Trichoplusia ni (cabbage looper) is the source of this 1047-nucleotide messenger RNA. RefSeq lists its product as uncharacterized. The transcript is spliced from 2 exons. The record is from RefSeq and is a predicted model, not a curated record. Bases 90 to 569 code for a protein of 159 amino acids. NCBI's taxonomy places the organism in Eukaryota, Metazoa, Arthropoda, Insecta, Lepidoptera, Noctuidae.
GUUGACGCGCUGUGUAAGGCCUGCCUGCUGGUAUAAGAACCGGCGACUGGUACUGACUGCUAUCAGAGUACGAACUCCUUGAACACAACAUGAACUGCAAACUGGUAUUAGUUCUCGUGGCGUUAGUGUCGGCCGCGGCGGCGGUGCCCUUCGGCGCGCCCGUCGGCUCCGGCGGCGGAACUCAGAACGUGGCGGCCGCGCAGUCCACCGCCACCGCCCUCGCCGGCUCCGGCACCGGCGCUGCAGGCGGUCUGGGCGGCAAGGGAGUGCCCGCGGUGCCAGGCGCAGGCGGUCUAGGCGGAGCAGCCCCACCUUUGCCAGGCGCAGGCGGUCUGGGCGGAGCAGCCCCACCUGUGCCAGGUGCAGGCGGUCUGGGCGGAGCAGCCCCACCUCUGCCAGGUGCAGGCGGUCUGGGCGGAGCAGCCCCACCUGUGCCAGGUGCAGGCGGUCUGGGCGGAGCAGCCCCACCUGUGCCAGGUGCAGGCGGUCUGUCCUCACUCCCGGGCAAAGGUGGUCUGCCCUCAGCACCCACCGGAGGUCUUGGAGGACUGGGAGGUUUACCGUGCUGAGCCUAAUACAUUCGCAAUUCGAUAAAUCAGGAUGCCUUGUUCUUUUACCUAUCUAGCUUUUUCUCUUUACGUAUUUUAAAAUGAGCCUAUUUCCGAAAUGCUGAUGCUGCUCGCUGCAACUUGUGACACACUCGACAUUCUACACCACAACCAUGCUUGUAUCGCUGCAGACCUGCGUGUUCCCCAGCCUUACUCGCUGUGCUCACAUCAGUUCCGACUCACUACGGCAUUUCGCAGUUGUGGGAGCGGGACAGCGCUCUGCAUCAGAGUGACCUCUCUCUCACACAACUACUUUAUCCUAAUGUGCAGCUCUUCUCAUAGAAUGUUCGCGAAGUUUUUAACAGAUUUAUAUUCAAGACAGCAUGUUUGUAAAAGACUAUCGGGAAAUAGGUGUCAUGACGUUAUCUUGUUGUUAUUUUUUUAUAUAUUAAGGCAUUAUUGUUUACUUUGAAAAAUAAUAAAGUUUUAUAAAGAAAUA